UUGAAAAUUGCAAUUUGAAAAGCAAAAGCCAUGGGGGGGCAAGUUUCGACUGGUGACACCAUGGAGACAGGUGACACCAGUGACCCGAGCCGCUUCUUUGGCAGUGCGACAUACUUUGAAGGUCAUCAACGUUUGGAGGCAACAGGCUACAGCUACGAAAAUGCUUUGAUCAUCAAACAUGAGCAGACAGGAAUCAGAAUGUGGGCGUGCGCCUUUGACUUGCGCGAGGAUUCGGAACACAAAGGUCUACGUGAUGGUGACAAAGUUCUCUAUCACUACACAGAUGAGGCAUCAUUUUUCCCAAUCACAAGCCUCGAAGGUGCCAGGAUCUGGGCGAACCCGGAUGUAAACAACACGGAUAGCUUCUUCGGUUUGGGUGUCUAUGCUACUGAGAAAGCGCCUCACCAAUGGAGAUCAAAAGAUGAAGUCCGUCUCAACAAUUUCUACCCAACUCGCGAGAACUUUCUGACGUUCAGCGGCCAAGAGCUGCCGGAGGCCGAGGAUGCCGAUUUUGAAGCCCUCCUGGAAGGCACUGUUGGAAACUAUGUCAAGGGCAAGUACCCAGGCAAGACGGACUACUGCAUUCCCUUGAUCGUGGAUCAGCAGGUGUCCAAAAAUGCAAUGAAAGAAGUUACCGAUGGCCCCUUGAUGAGAAACCGUAAAAAAAGGCUCGCUGGAUACAACUCCAAAGCUGAGAAACAGCCAACUUGGCGGGAUGUUUGGGUCGUCUCAAUCUACAACCAGACUCAAGACAUUGUAAUUGAGGUUGAAGAUGCCAAGCUGAACUCCCCCAGCAUCAUCCAGAUCCUGGGGCAGCGCCUCAAGAGCGACCGUGACGUUCAGGAUUUGGUCAAGUAUAAGCUGUUGAACUACAAGCACAUUUGCAGAGACCUCCUUCAAAGAGUCAUCGAACAUAAUCCUGCAGAUUCACAUGUGUACAACAACCUGGGCACUCUGCUGUCGGCCGGCGAGGUGAUCCAGGUGCAGCUGCAAGGUGGGUCCAGGGAGUUUACCGAGAAAGGUCUGUUCUUGGAGUCCAUCAGGCUGGACAACGGCAAUGCACCUGCAUACAACAACCUGGGCGUUCUGCUGUCGGCCAGCGAGGUGAUCCAGGUGCAGCUGCAAGGUGGGUCCAGGGAGUUUACCAAGAAAGGUCUGUACUUGGAGACCAUCAGGCUGGACAACGGCUAUGCACCUGCAUACAGCAACCUGGGCGUUCUGCUGUCGGCCAGCGAGGUGAUCCAGGUGCAGCUGCAAGGUGGGUCCAGGGAGUUUACCGAGAAAGGUCUGUUCUUGGAGUCCAUCAGGCUGGACAACGGCAAUGCACAUGCAUACAACAACCUGGGCUCAUUGCUGUCGGCCGACGAGGUGGUCCAGGUGGAGCUGCAAGGUGGACCCAGGGAGUUCACCAAGAAAGAUCUGUACUUGGAGUCCAUCAGGCUGGACAACGGCCAUGCAGAGGCAUACUUCAACCUGGGCACUCUGCUGUCGACCGACGAGGUGAUCCAGGUGCAGCUGCAAGGUGGACCCAGGGAGUUCACCCAGAAAAAUCUGUUCUUGGAGGCCAUCAGGCUGGACAACGGCAAUGCAAAGGCAUACUUCAACCUGGGAACUCUGCUGUCGGCCGACCAGGUGAUCCAGGUGGAGCUGCAAGGUGAGUCCAGGGAGUUUACCGAGAAAGAUCUGUACUUGGAGUCCAUCAGGCUGGACAACGGCCAUGCACGUGCAUACUUCAACCUGGGCACUCUGCUGUCGGCCGACCAGGUGAUCCAGGUGGAGCUGCAAGGUGAGUCCAGGGAGUUUACCAAGAAAGGUCUGUACUUGGAGUCCAUCAGGCUGGACAACGGCCAUGCACGUGCAUACUACAACCUGGGCAGACUGCUGUCGGCCGACGAGGUGAUCCAGGUGCAGCUGCAAGGUGGAUCCAGGGAGUUCACCAAACAGCAGCUCCUUUUAUGGCGUGGCGAGACGGCCAACGUGGUGAUGCCGGACGAGAUCACGGAGCCGCGCUUCCUGCAGGACUGGAAACAGGAGAUCCUCGAAGUGGCCGCCGCUCCCUUCCUCCAGAAGCCCUUGGACAUGGCGAAGGCUGAUGAUUUUACCCAACACGGUGUGGAACACUUCGAUGUGGCCGAUGUGGAGUCCUCCUCUUCGGGCGAGGACGAGGAGUAUCUUGGACCUUUUGGGGUGGAGCACUUUGAUGUGAAGUGGAGUCCUCCUCUUCCGGUGAGGAGUUUCUUGGACCUUGGGGAUACCUAG
This is a messenger RNA of Cladocopium goreaui, 2259 nucleotides long. Lineage: Eukaryota; Dinophyceae; Suessiales; Symbiodiniaceae. The record is from the annotation of a GenBank genome assembly.